This is a messenger RNA of Amphibalanus amphitrite, 2936 nucleotides long. Its product is annotated as eukaryotic translation initiation factor 4 gamma 2-like. The record is from RefSeq and is a predicted model, not a curated record. Lineage: Eukaryota; Metazoa; Arthropoda; Thecostraca; Balanomorpha; Balanidae. Gene Ontology annotation, cellular component: eukaryotic translation initiation factor 4F complex. Bases 655 to 2709 code for a protein of 684 amino acids. Gene Ontology annotation, molecular function: translation initiation factor activity; mRNA binding; protein binding. The transcript has 13 exons.
CCAAGCCCAACGACGCCAUAACGGUGCGAUUACAAGCAACCGCCGCCGCCCGACUGCGACGAAAUUUCUGGGUUCCGAUAAGGUCCUCCUUCAACCAUAUUAAAUUUUAAGCCUAAAGUUUCAUACAGCAGCAAGAUUCCACCCACAACGGAACUGGACAGGGAAGUCGGGAGUGCUUCUCGUGGUCCGGGAGGGAGGGACAAUUGCAGUUCCUCAAACAACCCUUUUAACCGAUGGGUGCCACCUUCUGUGCUUAAACGAGAUGCAUUUCCCCAAGACCACGAUCCUAUUUUUCGUAAGGUUCGUGGCAUCCUCAACAAACUCGCCCCUGAGAAGUUCGACAAAUUAACAGAUGCCAUCCUCCGCAUUGGGCUUGACUCGAGCUUGAUCUUGAAGGGUGUUAUCUUGCUGAUUUUCGAAAAGGCGCUUGACGAGCCGAAGUACAGCUUCCUGUACGCUCAGCUAUGCAAGCGUCUCUCUGAGAGCGCGCCCAACUUCGACCCGCCGGGUGAGCCGUGCACCUUCGUGCGGCUGCUGCUCAACAAGUGCAAGGACGAGUUCGACAACCGCAGCCAUGCCAACCAGGCAUUCGACGACCGCGAUGGUCCGCUGUCGGCGGCGGACGAGGAGCAGCGGCUGCUCGCCAAGGCCAAGAUGCUGGGCAACAUCCGCUUCAUCUGCGAGCUUGGCAAGCUGGGCAUGCUGCACGAGGGUGUGCUGCACUCGUGCAUCCAGCAGCUGCUGGCCAAGAAGAAGCAGCAGCAGGUGCGCGACCUCUCCGAGGACGUGGAGUGCGCCUGUCAGAUAAUGACCACCUGCGGCCGCCGGCUGGACACGGAGCGCGCCAGGCCGCUCAUGAACCAGUACUUUAAGCGGAUGGAACAGCUGGCCGAACAGCCGGAGCUGCCCAACCGCAUCCGGUUCCUGCUGCAGAACACCGCAGAACUGCGCGCCCACAACUGGCAGGUGCGCGCCGUGAACCGGUCGGACGGGCCCCGCACCAUCACCUCGAUCCGGCAGGAGGCGCGCGCGGCCGGCGUGCUGCCGCCGGCGCGCCAGGCGCCGCCGAGCCGCUCGUUCCCGGCGCUGCCGAUGCUGGCGCCGGGCUCCGGCCGCCAGCGCGGCAUGGAGGACGUGUUCGGCAGCCUGCCGGUCGGGUUCAGUACGCUGGGUACCGGGCCCGGCGUGAUCGGCCUGGACGGCAGGAGCAGCGGCGGCCGCCAGCAGGCGCCGCCCGGCCCGCUGCCCUCGCCGCACGCCGCCGCCGCCAACACCAACGGCCGCUACCAGGGCAAACCAUACGCCGGACAGACGGCCGGCGGCUACGGCAAGCCGGCCGCCGGCGCGGCGCACAACAACUUCAACAACGGCGGCGUCAAGGACCUUCCGCCGCGCUUCAAAAGGAUGAUGGCUCCCUCGGGCCCUGAGGACCUAGUGUCGCUGCGGCCGGCCGCCAACUCCAUGGUGCUGAAGCCGCAGGCCCCCUCCAUGGUGCCCAAGAACAUGCCGGCCGCCAACCGUCCGAUCGCCAUGACCAAGAACGAGGCGCCUCCGAUCACCAAGGUGUCCCACGACAAGCCGCGCGCAAAGGCCCGCGCCGCCAGCCGCGAGGAGGUGACUGCGGCCGUGCUGGCCGUGGUCGAGGAGCUGUGGUCGGCCGGCGGCUCUGCCGACGCGCUGGCCACCGCCGUCACCGCCUGGCGCGACGCCAAGGUGGCCGACGGACUGGUGGUGCACGUGCUUCAGCAGCUGCUCAGUCGCGGACUGCAGCGCUCCGAGGAGGAGCGUCUGCAGCUGGUGGAACUGCUGGCCGAGCUGCGGCGCGCCGACACGCUGACGGCGGCCGCCGCCACCGAGCCGUUCCGCCACCUGGUGGACUCGCUGGACGACCAGCUGGAGGCGCUGGAGCGCGCCGCCGGCUGUCUGGCGGCGGCCGUGCGCGCCGGCCUGCUGCCGCUGGCCGAGCUGGCCGCCGCCUGCGAGGGCGGCACCCACUUCCCGCUCUUCUUCAUCGUGCUGCAGCGUCUGAGCGAACAGACUGAGAGCCAGCGGGAGCUCAUCGACCAGCUGGCCAGCACCAAGGCGAGCCUGCUGACGCAGCUGCCGGCCGCCGAGCGCACCAAGGAGCGUCUGGGCGAGGUGCUGGACGAGCGGCAGCUGGCGUUCCUGUGCCCGCUGCUGCGGCUGGCCGGCCAGCUGGUGCGCCAGCUGUCGGCCGACCCGUCAGAGGCCGCCUUCUACAAGUGGAUCCGCGCCAACGUGCCGGCGCAGCUGCAGCAGGAGGGCGACUUUGUGGGCGCCUUGUUCACCAGCGUGCUGCGCUUCAUCACCGAGCAGACUACGCUGGCCGACGGCGUGGACCGCUCCCAGAUGCCGGACAAACAGGCGCAGGAGCGCGAGCGCGAGCUGCUGCAGCGCUUCCGACAGGUGCUGCAGGCGUUUACCCACGACAACGUGCCGCUGCAGGUGUCCGCCACGUACGCCCUUCAGGUGUUCUGCUACCAGCACCAGUUCCCGAAGGGCAUGCUGCUGCGCUGGUUCAACCUGCUCUACGACCUGGAGAUUGUCGAGGAGGAGGCGUUCCUGCGCUGGAAGGAGGACGUCAACGACGAGUACCCCGGCAAGGGCAAGGCGCUGUUCCAGGUGAACCAGUGGCUGACCUGGCUGGAGGAGGCCGAGUCGGACGAGGACGACUCGGACCAGGACUAACCGGACCCGCCCGCUGCUGUCGGCCGGCCGCCGCCCCCUCCGUCUGUCUGUCUCACUGUACCCAUCUCCGACCGGCGGCCGGCCGCCCCCGCUCUGGCAGUCCGUCCUAGUACGGAGGCCAGACGCGGGAUCUGCACACACACAGUACCGUCUCAGUUUUAUCUGCUAAUGAAGCUUGAUUUCCUGUGAGGAAUGUUGGCACAACCAAAUACACUUCCUUCUGGUCA